This is a messenger RNA of Cladophialophora bantiana CBS 173.52, 1239 nucleotides long. RefSeq lists its product as uncharacterized. The record is from RefSeq and is a predicted model, not a curated record. Gene Ontology annotation, molecular function: FMN binding; NADPH dehydrogenase activity. The transcript has 3 exons. Lineage: Eukaryota; Fungi; Ascomycota; Eurotiomycetes; Chaetothyriales; Herpotrichiellaceae. The coding region runs from base 1 to 1239 and encodes 412 amino acids.
AUGUUGGCGAGGACUUCUCCGGCCGGCUUUCGGUUACUCGAUGACACUAUGUUAUUCACGCCACUGAAACUUGGGGCCUUAAAUCUCGAACACCGUGUCAUGAUGGCCCCUCUAACCCGGAUGCGAGGCACGAAAGAGUCUGAAGGCGUUUACAUGCCUGGCGAUCUCAACGUCGAGUAUUACUCUCAACGAGCGAGUAAAGGAGGAUUCCAAUUGACUGAGGCAUGCCCGAUUAGCCGCCUGGCCUGUGGCUAUCCAGGGGUUCCUGGGAUUUUCACGCAGUCUCAGAUCGCUGGAUGGAAGCGAGUGACCGACGCCGUACAUGCCAAAGGCGGUUUUAUUUUCUGUCAACUCUGGCAUGUCGGCCGUGCCACAGUCCCCUCGUUGCUCAAUGGCCAUGAUUGUGUUAGUUCGAGCAACAUUCCGCUUGCGGGCAAAGCUUUGGACGGCUCCGAGUAUGCAGCCACUCCUCCUCGGCCGAUGACAGUCGAAGAGAUACGAGAAACCAUUGAAGAAUUUGCCGCUGCGGCCAAGAGGGCGAUAGAAGCAGGGUUUGAUGGCGUGGAAAUCCAUGGAGCAAACGGAUAUCUUCUAGACCAGUUCCUCCACGAUAAUGUCAACGUCAGAACCGACUCUUAUGGCGGAUCAAUUGAAAAUCGAGCCAAGUUCCCAUUAGAGGUGAUCAAGGUAGUGACAUCUGCAGUCGGAGCAGACAGGGUUGGAAUUCGAUUAUCCCCAUACAACUACUUUCAGGAUACGAGAGACUCGAAUCCCGACACACACUGGGCUUACCUCUGUCAGCAGAUUGCUGAGCUUCCCGAGACUAACCGUCCCGCGUACGUCCAUAUGGUGGAGCCCCGGUUUGACGAAGUUUUGGACGAGGCCGCAAAACUGACGGCUCUCGUUGACGGGUCGUCAACCGUCAAAGUGAAGGAUAAGAUGCCUUCGCUCGUCCCUUUCCAGAAGAUCCUUCAAAAAGGUGGGGUCAAGUUCAUAGCUGCUGGCAACUUCAACUCCGACAACGCUCUCCCCAAGCUAGAGGCAGAUGAAGCUGAUGCCAUCAUUUUCGGUCGGUGGUUUAUCUCCAAUCCCGACUUGCCUCUCAGAUUGGCAGAAGGCCUGCCGUUGAAUCCUUACGACCGUAGUACAUUUUACGGCGCCGACCCCCUGAGUAAGGGCUAUACAGAUUAUCCCUUUUUUUCAGCUGGCAAUAGUAGCCGCAUAAUCAUCCAAAGUUAG